Eurytemora carolleeae is the source of this 1340-nucleotide messenger RNA. Its product is annotated as pollen-specific leucine-rich repeat extensin-like protein 1. The record is from RefSeq and is a predicted model, not a curated record. NCBI's taxonomy places the organism in Eukaryota, Metazoa, Arthropoda, Copepoda, Calanoida, Temoridae. The transcript is spliced from 3 exons. The coding region runs from base 8 to 1093 and encodes 361 amino acids.
ACAAAAAAUGUUAACCAUAAGAUCUGAAAAUAAGAAAAUCCCCAAAAAUUAUAUUUCUCCGCACAAACCCUCCUUCGUGAACCUGUUCAGUAACAUGACCAACAUCAAGGACUUCUAUCUCUCAGACUUCAAGAGCAAGAAGCAUUCACCAGUACUUAGUUCAGGAGACACAAAAGACACGCCAAACAAGCAGUACAAUAAGAACAAACAGAGUACAUCUGUUAAAAAGUACACACAAAGCCAGAUAGAUAACACUGGAGACAAGCUGUACAACGAAGACCAAAAGUACACCGAAGCCAAUAUGUACAUGGCACCGAAGCUGAUUCAGCCGGAUGUGCAAUACAUUUCACCAAAGGAGUACAGUACAAAAAAGGAGCACAUUGCACCAAAGGAGUACAGUGUACCAGAGCAGUACAGUGCACCAAAGGAGUACAGCACACCAAAGUACAACACAGACAAAACGGCGGACGAUUUUAUCCAAGGCUCUUAUACAACAAGCCGGCCAUGGGCCUUCUUUUCUCGUGGGGAUUCAUGGAUUCCCCCGUUUACCCUUCCAUUCCCAAUAGAACUAUUUCCAACAGAGAAGACCACCGAAAAGCAAGAUAGAGCAUAUAAACCACCCUCCUACCAUCCCCCACCACCUUCCUAUCAUCCACCACCACCCUCAUACCACGCCCCAGCCCCAGUCUAUCACGCCCCUGCCCCCGCUCACCCACCCCCAUAUAAAGCUGUUUACGAAGUAGACUUCACUCCAAUAUUUCUAUCACUGCUUCCACUUUUCAUGGCACUCGGAGCACUUCUUGGACUAGCGUUUUCAGGAUUGUUAACCAGCUCUACUGCCACGAACUACGUCUACCUGACCAACACUACCUCUGGUGCCUCCACCAACUCCGUGACCGUGAACGUGAACUCCUCCUCAAAUGCUGCCACCACCUCCAACAACGCUGCCGCUAACACAACAACAACACCGCAGAUAUUUGUUUUCCCCUUCCCUAUACCAAUAACAGUAAACGCUGAUGGAACUAUAACUAUUGGAACAACAACAACAACACUAACAAAUAUAUUGGCGGCAUUGGCGGCUUUAAUUGGAUAGAAAUACUCUCUUAACCUUUGUAGGGACUGUAAGCGUAAUUUGAACUGACCCAUGCAAAGACUGCAAGGUACAAUUUAAAGCGGUAUCCUUGAAACCUUAAUCUGAAAAGUGUGGAAGAUUCUGUUAUUCUUCUUUGUGGAAUUUUUUUUAUUCUGAUAAUUUCUCCAUUUCUGCAAGGAAUACGUUGAAACCGAAAAUGAAAAUAAACAGUUUAAAGAAACAAAACACAUGGAUAUCUAAUCCAUAC